Zeugodacus cucurbitae (melon fly) is the source of this 2548-nucleotide messenger RNA. RefSeq names its product calpain-C (gene CalpC). The record is from RefSeq and is a predicted model, not a curated record. Gene Ontology annotation, molecular function: calcium-dependent cysteine-type endopeptidase activity; calcium ion binding. Bases 290 to 2329 code for a protein of 679 amino acids. Gene Ontology annotation, biological process: proteolysis. NCBI's taxonomy places the organism in Eukaryota, Metazoa, Arthropoda, Insecta, Diptera, Tephritidae. The transcript has 2 exons. Gene Ontology annotation, cellular component: cytoplasm.
ACCAAUUUCGUGACAGCAAGAUCAUAAACCAUUAAUAAACAAUUAUAGUAGUGUGUGCGUAUAGCUCUGUGUGUGACAAGCAAACAACCUGCUUAGUACUUGCCAAUUGGGAGUGUAUAUUAAAUGUUAUUGUUGUUGCUUAAGCUCCAAUUGGAUUAUUUCGGAGCCUAUAACAACAUACAACUGCAAGUGUUGGUGGUACGUCGACAGCUCUAGUGACCACAUAACAAUCAUAUUGUUUAUUGCAUGAAGACAACAGGUGAUUUUUGUGAAACCGUAACGCUACGCAAUGACCUCUCGAUAUGAGCGCAUCAAAGCUGAUUGUGUGGCACGUAAUGUCCUUUGGGAGGAUCCAGACUUUGCCGCCGUACAAUCAUCGGUUUUCUACUAUCAAACACCGCCCUUUACAUUUCAAUGGCGACGCAUAGCGGAGAUCGCGGAGGCACAGCAGGCGUGUUUUGUGAAUGAAGGUGAAAAUUUUGACGUCAUUCCUGGCAAAAUGGGUGAUCGUUGGCUGGUAUCAUGCUUAGGCGUAUUGCAUUCGCUGCGCAAUCUCUUCUACCGCGUUGUGCCCGCAGAUCAGAGUCUAGAUAAAGCGCACGGUGUUUUUCGGUUUCGUUUAUGGUGGUGUGGUGAAUGGGUGGAGGUGCUCGUUGACGAUCGCCUGCCCACCAUAAAUGGGCGCUUAGCUUUCCUACAGCCACAAUCAUCACACUGCUACUGGGCAUCGCUACUGGAGAAGGCGAUUGCCAAAUUGCACGGUUCUUAUGAGGCACUCAAAUAUGGUACACGUUCAGAUGGACUAAGCGAUCUGCUUGGUGGCGUGGUAGAGUGCAUACCACUUAAGACAGGCACUAAUGCGACAGAUCUGUUGCGGCCACAACAAUUGAAAUCACAUCUGGAAACAACCUGCAUAGUGACGUGUAUCGUGGCAACAGGCGGUACAGCUAGUGGACAACAAAAAACUACUGCUGAGCGCUUGCCGAAUGGUGUGGCAUUCAAUGUCAACUACAGACUUUCUUCGCUGGAUAAGGUAGAAACACUGUUAGGCGAUGCGGUGCAGUUGGUGCGUUUGAAAGAUCCACUCGCUUGUAAUGGCUUGAACAACAAUGCUGUAUUCGAAGGCGAUUGGUCAGCGCUGUCGGCAACGUGGGAACGCGUUUCGGUGCAGGAGCGUGAUCGCCUCUUUGGACAACUGGACGUUGGUGAAUUCUGGAUGUCGUUUCUCGAAUUCACACAAACAUUCACCACACUUGAAUGUAUUUAUCUGGACGCGGACACAGCCAAAGACGAGAUAACACUACAGGAACGACCAAAGCGCUGGCAAAUGAAAAUGUUCCAAGGCCAAUGGAAGCGUGGUGUCACCGCCGGUGGUUGUCGCAAUCACGAAUCAUUUCACAUAAAUCCGCAACUUUUGCUGAACAUACAGGAGAAGCAGGAAGUUGUUGUUGCCUUAAACCAACACACCGCUGUGGAGCCCAAAGUCAUAGGCUUUACAAUGUACAAAUUGAGUGGCGUAACAAACGGCGGUAAGGGCAAAUUCAGCGAAUGCUUGCCAAAGGAUUUCUUCAAAACACAAGUGAGCUUCCUCAACUCCGACUACGGCAAUACGCGACACGUCAGCUAUCGUUGCCAACUGGAAGUGGGUCAGUAUGUGCUCAUGCCCACCACAUAUGAGCCUGGCGAGGAGACUAGCUUCACUGUACGUUUCUUGGGCACCGCAGCACUGCGUCUCUCAUUACUAGAAACACAAACAAUGAUGCUCCUCGAUCCAUUCCCAGCCUUGAAGAACGAGGUGGAGACAACAAAAAUCAAAAAUGUCUGUCAAUAUGAGCCAGUGUUCAUGCAGUUGGCCGAUGAGAACAAAACAAUCAACUGUUUUGAAUUGCACGAGCUGUUGGAAGCUUGUUUGCCCAACGAUUACAUCAAGGGUUGUGCCAAUAUCGAUAUAUGUCGUCAGGUGAUUGCAUUACAAGACAAAACCGGCACGGGGCGCAUCAAUUUCCUACAAUUCAAAACAUUCAUGGUCAAUUUGAAGUCAUGGCAGGGAGUUUUCAAGAUUUACACAAAAGAAAAGGCGGGUAUAUUGCGCGCCGAACGCUUGCGCGACGCACUCUACGAUGUCGGUUUCCAAUUGAGCACGGAGAUCAUGAAUUGUCUGAUGCAGCGUUACAUAAGGAAGGAUGGCACAUUGCGACUGAGUGACUUUGCAUCGGCUGUGCUGCAUUUAACGGCCGCUUUCGACUACUUCCAACGCAAAGAUCACAAUCAAGAUAAUGUUAUCGAAAUUGAAAUGUCCGAUUGGAUCAAAUGUGUGCUGAGAUGCUAACCGCAAUGUUGAAGUUUUGUUAUAAUUCGUACGAUUGCUGCAGUGGUAGUCAUUUUUAGGUUAUGUCUGACAUUCUGUUUAUUUUCUAUUAACUAUUUUGAGCUUAGUUCAAUUUAUAUGUGCAAUUCUGACGUACCUUAAAUCAAAAAGCAGAAAAUUAUAAUUACUAUUUAAUAUAUUGGAGUGUUUGCAUGCAAAUGCUCCGCAUACUGACGACAA